This is a messenger RNA of Ziziphus jujuba (common jujube), 1645 nucleotides long. Its product is annotated as pathogenesis-related thaumatin-like protein 3.5. Gene Ontology annotation, cellular component: extracellular region. Lineage: Eukaryota; Viridiplantae; Streptophyta; Magnoliopsida; Rosales; Rhamnaceae. The transcript has 3 exons. The coding region runs from base 151 to 1101 and encodes 316 amino acids. Gene Ontology annotation, biological process: defense response. The record is from RefSeq and is a predicted model, not a curated record.
AAUCUCUAAAUCUGCUGCUCUCCGUGGGAGGAGAGAGAGUAUUAAUUUUGGUGUUUCAGAAUUCAGCUAAACCAUCAUCAUCUUCUUCUUCCUCCCACAAUCUUCCUUAUUUUUUAAUUUUUAUAUUUGGGUUCCAGCUUCUAAAUUAAUAUGGCUCAACUAAUGCCAUUAUUAAUCUUUGUGCUAACACUUGAGCAAUUAACAUCAGGGGCCGUAUCAACAACUUUCACAAUAGUGAACAAGUGCGAGUACACAGUAUGGCCAGGCAUUCUUUCAAACGCGGGUGUAUCACCUCUACCAACUACCGGAUUCGCUCUCCAAAAGGGUGAGUCGAAGGUCUUCACCGCACCAACCUCUUGGGGUGGCCGCUUCUGGGGACGAACCCAUUGCUCUCAAGAUUCCGCCGGGAAGUUCUCCUGCGUCACAGGUGAUUGUGGCUCCGGAAAGCUGGAAUGCGUAGGGAGUGGCGCUACUCCACCUGCCACGCUGGCUGAGUUUACUCUCGACGGCGCUGGUGGUCUAGAUUUCUUCGAUGUGAGCUUGGUCGAUGGGUACAACAUCCCUAUGCUUGUUGAACCCCAGGGUGGUACCGGCCAGAAUUGUACAAGCACGGGAUGCGUGGUGGAUUUGAACGGCGCGUGCCCUUCGGAGCUCAAGGUCACGAGCGUGGAAGGCAGUGAAGGUGUGGCAUGCAAGAGCGCGUGCGAAGCUUUUCGCCAGCCGCAAUACUGCUGCAGUGGCGCGUAUGCUACUCCUGAUACCUGUAAACCAUCUUCCUACUCUCAGAUCUUCAAGAAGGCAUGCCCACGUGCUUACAGCUAUGCAUACGACGAUAAGACCAGCACGUUCACAUGUGCGUCGGCGGAUUACACAAUCACAUUCUGUCCAUCCCCAAGUACCAGCCAGAAAGCGUCGCAGGGGCAGCAAAACACGCCGAGCACAAGCCCACCGCUCAUCAACAACACAAUGGUGUACGAAGGUGCUGCCUUAGACGAUUUCAGUGGAUCUCCGUCCACGUGUCCCCACGCGUUCGGAUCCCAUGCACUUGCCGGUGUGGUCAGCAUCACGGUGGCAAUUUGGCGGUUGUGGCAGCUCUUCUAACUCGUUCGCUAACUGAUGAAUUCAUCGGGAGGGUUGGCCCACAAGCUUCCAAAACCUGCCCCAUGGCUUUUGUCCUACUAUUCAGCGUGGACCCUACGGUCCUUUGUGACCUGGGUGGAGACCCACGAGGUGGGACAUGGUGACGUGGAAUUGUGUCAUGAUUGAAAAAGCUCACCUGUCAAUUAAUGGCUUAUUCCUUUAUUUUUCUUUUAUUAUUAUUAUUAUUAUUAUCAGUUUUUCUAAAAUCAUCAAGAAGAACAAGUACGGUAAUUGAAUGGGCAAAGAGAGUGGUGGGUGGGGCUGGGGUUGCAAAUUGCAUGAGGUUGAGCUGUGUUAUUAGGUUGAGAAAUAGGGAAUUAUUUAAACAUAUCUAUCUGAUUCUUUAUGUUAAAAGGAAGGUAGGGUAGGUUAGGGUUGGGAUGGGAUUCAUUUGUUUGUUUCGAGAAUGUAUCACAGUGAUUUACAUGUAACUACCAAAAUUUGGUUCCAAGUGAAUUGAAUUUUUUUCUUUUAUAUUAUAAUAUAUAAAAAAUAUUAGCUCUAA